Messenger RNA from Angiostrongylus costaricensis, 231 nucleotides. Lineage: Eukaryota; Metazoa; Nematoda; Chromadorea; Rhabditida; Metastrongylidae. The record is from the annotation of a GenBank genome assembly.
AUGGCACGUGGACAUCAGAAGAUCCAAGCGCAGCAAAGAGCACACAAAAGGGCCGAGGCUGCAAAAAAGUCACAGAGUUGCGAUCAGAAAGGAGCUGCUCUUAAAGCCCUUCAUCAUAAGUGUAUCAUCUGCAUGGCACAAAUGCCGGAUCCGAAGACUUAUAAGCAGCAUUUCGAAAGCAAACACCCGAAGGCUCCACUUCCUCCUGAGCUGGUUGAUGUCCAGGCAUGA